AUGUGUAUUUAUCGACAACAAAACCUCAGUUCAUUAGUUGUGUACAUAUUGAUUCAGAGCGAGUCGAGCGACAACCGCGAAUCAUUCGUCCCGAAAAAUUGGACGCAAGUCGAAUUAAUCGUUCACCAGCUUGUUAUGGAGGGCCGAAGCAGUAGGAGACUGUCGCAGUUGGCCGACAAGGAGACGAAGAAUGGCGGUAGGCCCGAGCGACGGGAGAAAGCGGACAUCUCGAAGUAUGAUAUUCCGCUCAAAAUCAAGAAACGGGUCGAACAGGAGUAUAAGAAGAUCCUGACAGCUCAUAAAGAAAUGAGGACUCAGCAAAUCAUUGAAAAAUACUCCGACAACUGCAGAUAUAUUCAGAGUACACUAGACGCAACGAGGACUGUGAAGAAGUAUACACGACGACCCAUAUCGUCGUUCCCCGAAAUGCCAUCUCAAGGCAAACUCGGCAAAACGGUUUCGAUAGAAAUUCAGAACGAACCCAAGAAAACGGUGCCUUGUAGGCUCAUGAAUGCGGUGCAGUCGAUUCCUAACAUGUACAUCUGGGCACCGACCCAACAGAAUUUCCUUGUUGAAGACGAAACCGUUCUGCACAAUAUUCCCUACAUGGGCGAUGAUCAGGACGACACGUUCAUAAAAGAACUGAUAAGCAACUACGAUGGCAGAAUUCACGGCGACAAUGACUGUAAAAACUCUGUGAACGAUGAAAGGCUCAUCGAGCUGGUCCACGCCCUGAUGAACUAUGAAGAUGUGGGAACUAUGUAUACACCAAAAGAGCUAGAAGAUAAUUCGUCGGAUCCACCCGAAUACCUGUUUGCGUGCGUUCUGUCGAUGUGUCCGUCUCUGGCUGCUUCGCCCCAUGAUCUCCUGGAGAAGUACCGCCAGCUGACCGGCAAGGGCCCGAAAGUACCGGUCGGACAGUGCACUCCGAGUAUUGACGGUUGCGGCGCGCUCUCGGUACCACGAGACCAGAGCAUGCACUCCUUCAAAGCUUUAUUUUGCCGGAGGUGCUACAAAUACGAUUGUUUCUUGCACUGUGAGUUCCUUCGGUCGCUACCCUCGUAUCCGCAACCCAAGAGAAGGUAUUACGACAUGAAAGUGGAUGUUGAAGCUUGCGGCGACAAAUGCUUCCUGCACCUGACCGGUGUACGAGAAGAGAGAGCGAGGGAAGAAAUCGAAGGUGCUCAGAAGGGCAUGGAGGAGAAGGGACAUGAUAGCGGUAAUGAAGGAAGUGAAGACAGCAGUGAUUGCGGCGUUCAACGUCAGAAAAUCACUGUCAACUCGUUAGCAACAGAUUCGGAACGCACUAGUCUGUCGUAUCCUCACAGUCAGCUCACUGCCAAGGAGCUAGAAGAAAGCUGGAGUCCUGCCGAAAUGUCGAUGUUUCGAGUUUUAUCGAAACCGUUUUACAAGAAUUAUUGCGCCAUGUCAGCAAUACUUGUCUCAAAAACUUGCGCUCAGGUUUACACGUUCGCCCUGAUAGAGCAGUCCGAAGAGCAUGCGCCCCCAGAGGACGAUGACAGCAGACGUCAGAAGAAAAAGAAGAAGCAGAAGUUGUGGUCGACGCAUUCCCGAAAGUUCCAAGUGAAAAAUGGAGGAUCCAACCUCGCCUGCCAAUACAUUCCCUGCAAGCAUCCAGGACAGCUCUGCGAUCAGAACUGUCAGUGUGUUCAAGUGGGCAACUUCUGCGAGAAAUUCUGUCAUUGCGCUCCCGAUUGCAUUCAUCGGUUCCCGGGUUGUCGCUGCAAAGCACAGUGUAACACAAAGCAAUGCCCUUGUUAUCUCGCUGUUCGAGAGUGCGACCCGGAUUUGUGCCAAGCCUGCGGCGCGGAUCAGCUGGCUGUAGCCAAUAUAACCUGCAAGAACGUUUGCCUCCAGCGAGGGUUGCGAAAACAUCUGCUGAUGGCUCCGAGCGAUAUCGCUGGCUGGGGAAUCUACCUGAAGGAUGCCGCGGCUAAAAAUGAAUUCAUAUCCGAGUACUGCGGAGAGAUUAUCUCCCAGGACGAAGCCGAUAGGCGAGGGAAAGUAUACGACAAGUACAUGUGCUCUUUUCUGUUCAACUUGAACAGCGAGUACGUAGUUGACGCGACGCGCAAAGGCAACAAAAUCCGGUUUGCCAAUCACUCGAUCCAGCCCAACUGCUACGCGAAAGUUCUCAUGGUUAACGGAGAUCACCGCAUAGGCAUUUUCGCGAAUCGGAACAUACUUCCUGGAGAGGAGUUGUUUUUCGACUAUAGAUACGGACCAACCGAACAACUGAAGUUCGUUAACAUCGAGAGGGACAUAGAAUUUAGGAUGUGACCGAUGCGGAACCCAGGGUCCCAUACGACGAUCUGAAGUGACUCACCUGAUUCGGUCACGCAUCACUGCCAUUUUGACUGAACGAAUCUGUUCUCUUUCAUCUGCACGCAAGAAGCCCCAGCGGAAGGAGAGAAUUAUCUCAAUUGCGGUGUACAUACGAAAAGACGGAUGAUAUCCCAAUAGCGCGAAUUUAAUAAUUUUUGCGCUCCAUAUCCUCGA
This is a messenger RNA of Galendromus occidentalis (western predatory mite), 2520 nucleotides long. Its product is annotated as histone-lysine N-methyltransferase EZH2. NCBI's taxonomy places the organism in Eukaryota, Metazoa, Arthropoda, Arachnida, Mesostigmata, Phytoseiidae. The coding region runs from base 1 to 2301 and encodes 766 amino acids. Gene Ontology annotation, molecular function: protein binding; histone H3K27 methyltransferase activity; chromatin binding. The record is from RefSeq and is a predicted model, not a curated record. Gene Ontology annotation, biological process: heterochromatin formation. Gene Ontology annotation, cellular component: ESC/E(Z) complex; nucleus. The transcript is spliced from 9 exons.